Molecule: messenger RNA, 2586 nt
Organism: Hymenoscyphus albidus
Lineage: Eukaryota; Fungi; Ascomycota; Leotiomycetes; Helotiales; Helotiaceae
Source: the annotation of a GenBank genome assembly
AGCUCGCCUGCCCGACAGCCCAGUUUUGCCCAUCAAAAGCAUCGCCGCUUUUCUAUCGGGUCCAAAAUUACAGCAUCGCAUCGCUGCUUUGAUAGCGUUGAGAUGGAGCAAGAACUCCACGGUCAAUAUCGCGCUGCUCUCCAGUCGCAAUCCGCUGGUCUGCAACAACACAAUCAAACUCACCUCACCCACGCCCAUCAUGCCCUCACCUCUCAACCAGGCCUCGACCUCAGCGGUCUUGAUGGAACUCAAUACCAAAGCCUUCAUAUAGACGAUCCCAAUGGCCAUGCCUUUGAUCCCAAUCCCUAUGAGCAACGACAUCCAAACCCUCAUGACAGUUCCCAUGUCUCCGAACAACAUGACAACAAUGCCACAUACAAUCUUUUGAAUCAGCUCAGCCACAAUGCCAUUGGCCCUAUUCAAACGGCAGAUUUGUUUGGCAGCAAUUCCAUUCCAGAAGGUGUAGUUCCAAGUAGUAAUGUCCAUGACAAUACAAAUUUUGUAGCAAAUCCUCCAAACCUCGCAGCAUGGCGCCAACGCCUCUUCGACGUUGAUCAGAUGAUCACAUUGAGCCAGGAAGAGUAUGAGUUGAUAUUCACCCCUCGCUUCAUGCAUCUGCUAACUGAUUGAUAGAUACAAUACCUACUUUCCCCAUGUUGACAAUGUCUACUCCCAUCGCUCAACGCAGAAGUACAAGAAGAAACAAUUCGUCUCUCACUACUGGGAUUGUCGUCUUAAAGGACGCCCUCCAGGAACACCCAAAUCUGAUGACCCCAAUAAGAAGAAGCGUAAGCGGACUGCUCGGGAGCGCGAUCUAUGUGACGUCAAAAUCAAAAUCACAGAAUAUUUCCCCGGUGCCAUGCAAACAGAUGGAUUUGCAUUGGAUGGUGUUGGAGCAGAUCAGCCUCAGGGUGACAACUUCUUUCCUGGCCAAGGAGAAGGUCAAAAUCAACCACCGUUUACUGGAAUGUCAUUGCUUGACCCAUCUCAUCCUGGCCAAAGCGGCAAACCAUUCUACACUAUCCAAAGAGUCAAUGGCAAUGGAGGAAAUGGAAAAGGAGAUGGAGUUCCAGGUCCACAUAAGCAUGAUCUAGCUGAAAGCGAUAGAGUCAAGAAGAACAGUGUUCAGCGCAUGAUGAUGAAGAAUGAGAAGGAAGCAAAGAAGCAACAGGUACGCAUUUCAUGGCCUUUUUCUUUCUCUGGAGGUGUCUUCACUGUCUUUCUCUCUGUUCACUAAUUGAUGGUUGUUUCCAGAAAACCUAUCAUAAGAAGGCUAGUGGUGCUGCACUCACAACUGUCAAGAAGCACAUGAAGGAUCAUGAGUUGAAGCUGUUUGGAAGUUGCUUUUGGUGAGCCAUGUCAAUCUCAGAUUUUGGAAUACAACUAACACAAAUCUCUAGUCCCUGGGUUCAAAAAGUCUGGAUUGCAUUGGAAGCGAAGGGAUUACAAUAUCAAUACAUUGAAGUUGACCCUUUCAAGAAACCCCAAGCAUUGCUUGACAUCAACCCUCGAGGAACGGUACCUGGUCUUUCUCAUGGUAACUGGGGCUCAGGUGAGAGCACAGUCCUGAUGGAAUAUGUGAGUGUCAUCUCCUCUCUGGCAUUAUAAAACUUCCUACUAACAUGACUCAUAGUUGGAAGAUUUGGGCAUCGGUAUGCCACUGUUGCCAACCAACAAUCCGCAACUCAGAGCCAUCUCCCGCUUCUGGAGCGAUCAUGUAAUACACCUCCCCUCGGCCACUUUUCGAAACUGCUAACAUCGUUAGAUUAAUCGAUUCAUCGUGCCAGCAUUCUUCAAGCUCCUACAAGCAGUUGAUCAUCUGUCCCAACUCGAGGCCACUAAAAAGCUUCAAGACUACAUCACUGAGAUCGUUGGAGCAUGCGAUGCCCAAGGACCAUUCUUCUUUGGACCUCACAUGUCAUAUGUUGACGUUCAAUUUGCUCCAUGGAUGCUCCGUUUCUCUCGCGUUUUAAAACACUAUCGCAACUGGCAAGAUCCAAUUCCAGGCACAAGGUGGGGUGUUUGGUUGGAGGCUGUUGAAAAUAAUGAGCAUGUUAAGAACACCACGAGUACUGAUGAUCUCUAUGUUGACAGCUACGAACGUUUUGCACAAAAUCGUACAAACUCCAAUGACUUGCUUAAUGCCGUCAAUGGAGGUUUCAGUCUGCCAUAAUCUGGGUCCAUUAGAAGAAAUUUUGGUCGUAAUUCUCAAUUUCUUGGAGGUUAUGAAUAAUCUGCUUAUUGCAUAGGGAUUCUUGGUAUGUUUUUGAUUUCGUUGGUGUAGAAUCCUGUGGACGAUUUGCUAUUAGUUUUGUCUCUCCAAGGAGAGUUGUGGAUGUGUUGGCUGAUCAUUGUGUUGAUACUUUUGUUGACGCAUGAUCAAUUUAAUGUUGGAGGACAUCUUUUUGUUGGUGGUGGUUUUUUGGCAAGAGGGUAUUUUCCUAUCUUGCAAAGGUUAAGCCCUUUUGAUAUUUCUUCUUGUUUCUUCUGUUUUCUUGGUUCUUGUGGUGGCAUAACAGUACACCACAAGGUUGAUGUCAGAAAAUUGGAAGAAUGUAGCGAGGAAAUCUUUCUUGAUUUCAACUU